GCACAAUGGUAAGAAUGGUGUCUGUCCUGCUGUCUCUGCUGCACCUUCUGGGUCCUGCUGUCCCCCAGGAGACCCAAGAUGGUCAUUACUCUCUGAACUAUCUCUACACUGGGCUGUCCAGGCCUGGCAAAGGCACCCACAGGCUGCAGGGCACUGUCUUCCUCAAUGACCGUGCCUUCUUCCACUACAACAGUGAAGACAGGAAGGCUGAGCCCCUGGGACCAUGGAAACAUGUGGAAGGAGUAGAGGACUGGGAGAAGCAGAGCCAAGUUCAGAAGGCCAGGGAGGACAUCUUUAUGGAGACCCUGAACAACAUCAUGGAGUAUUACAACGACAGUAACGGUCAGUGAACAACAGACCACGGGGGUGGAAGGUCUAACCCAAGAGGCAGCCCCCCAGGUGUAAAUGGCAAGGGGUCAGCAGGAUGGAAAUAGUCCCAAUCCCAGAGGAGGAACAGGAGACACAGCAGAAACACAGACAUGUCCGCAUCCCACCCACCCCACAGCACAGUGCUGCCCCCUUCCCCAUCGAUUGCCCCAUCCUCAUCCCAGGCCUCAGCUCACACAGGAAGUGAUGGCAGAGUCACUUCCUAUCCAGGCACCUCUGACCUCUCACCUCCACACCCCACCCAUCGGAGGCUGAUCUCUCCAUGAGAAGGCAUCAGACUCACCCCUGUCCAAGGAGGUUACCUGGAGAGUGAGCCACUCUGAAAGUCACUCAGACCUGGGCUCACCUGGUGGCUCUGCCAGUCCUACCUGUUGACAGUGAAAUGUUCCCAAAAUAUCUGGUUGAAAUCUGCAAACACUGGAGCACUGAGACCUACCUCCAAACAAGUCUGUAAUAUUUAACUAUGUCUAUUCUAUGAAGGAUGCCACAGUCUGUCCUGAUCUCCCUUGCAGCUCCAUCGCCUAGGACAGAGUGCAGCCAAUAUUGGCUCAAUUGAAAUUUGUGGAAUCAACAGAGAAAAGCACCCGGCACACACCGUAGCCCAUGCUGGGGGCUCAGGAAGUGCUGGAUUCCAAACCGUGGGCUGUUAGAGUUCCCUGCAGCCCUAAAGUUCCUCCUCACCAUAAGAUGCAGACCCAGGAAGGGCACCUGCACUGUGGUCAGAGGAGCUGGUGGCAGAGCCCGCGCAGAGACGGUCCCUGUGCCCCCGGCCCAGCACUCUUUCUCCUA
This is a messenger RNA of Nomascus leucogenys (northern white-cheeked gibbon), 1176 nucleotides long. Its product is annotated as zinc-alpha-2-glycoprotein-like. NCBI's taxonomy places the organism in Eukaryota, Metazoa, Chordata, Mammalia, Primates, Hylobatidae. Bases 6 to 350 code for a protein of 114 amino acids. Gene Ontology annotation, cellular component: external side of plasma membrane. The record is from RefSeq and is a predicted model, not a curated record. The transcript has 2 exons. Gene Ontology annotation, biological process: immune response.